CCUGUUUCCGCAUUCCGCCAUUCCGCCUUCUGCUGCUGGGGUUUUAGACAAAAAUCACUCGUCCCAUUUCUCGCGUCCCCAGGCCACGGUCGCGAGCAAGGCUACCCCACUGUCUCGAUCCACCGAUUUCCCUCCCUCUUCUGUGCCUCCACGGAUCUUCUCGUUGUGGAAGCGGAGGCGGACGCUGGAGGCGUCUCGGCGCGAGGAUUUGCGAGCUGCUGCGGUGGUGGGAAAUGAGGAUCUGCGAAUCGGGAGACGGUGACGACGUUGCGGGCCUGGUGUUUCAGCAAGAGCAGCAGGAGGAGGUCCAGGCGAGCGGCGAGCUCGUACGGCUUAAGGCGAAGCACGCGCUCGUCGGCGCCGGCGCGAGGGUGCUGUUCUACCCGACGCUGCUCUACAACGUCUUGCGCAACCGGUUCGAGGCGGACUUCCGGUGGUGGGAUCGCGUCGACCAGUUUAUUUUGCUGGGCGCUGUUCCUUUCCCAAGUGAUGUUCCACGGUUGAAGCAGCUUGGAGUUCAAGGGGUUGUAACGUUGAAUGAACCUUAUGAAACUCUUGUCCCAACAUCUUUAUACCAGGCUAAUGAGAUUGAGCACCUGGUAAUUCCAACAAGAGAUUACCUCUUUGCACCUUCAUUCGAGGAUAUUUCUCAAGCCAUAGAUUUCAUCCAUCGGAAUGCAUCACAAGGCGGUACUACAUAUGUUCAUUGUAAAGCUGGAAGAGGACGAAGCACCACUAUUGUAUUGUGCUACUUGAUUAAAUACAGGAACAUGACCCCUGAAGCAGCUUUGGAUCAUGUACGAUCCAUUAGGCCUCGAGUGCUUUUGGCACCCUCGCAGUGGCAUGCUGUUAAUUCAUUUGGAGCUCUCACCGGUGGACAACUUCCAGUACGGAGUACAAACCUGGCCUGUUUCCUAGAAGCCAUUGAAGCUGGCUGUACGAACACAACAGGAAAUGAUGAUUACCACGUGAUGGAGUUUGACUGCGAAGAUAGUGGCUUACCACUUUAUCAAAUUAUGCUACCUAGGCCAGCCAGCCCCACUGGGUCUGGGUGCACCGAUGCAGUCCUCGUAACAGAAGCAGAUCUUGAGGGCUAUGAUACUUAUAUUGGUACCAGGAAAGAUGCGGUGUCGUUGGAAGUAGCCACUCGCAGUCCCAUCAUGAGGAGAUUGUCCUGCCUCUUUGGCUCCCUCAAACUUAGUAACAGCAACUGUGAGCCAGCUUCAAGCCGGUUCACUGAGGUUCGCGCCUGCUAGGUAGGUAGUGUCUUCCUCCAGUUUUCCAUGCUGCAUCAAGAGUGUAUCUCUAGAUAGGCAGGCAAUCAUCCAAAAAGGAUUUGUAGAAGCCUGUGUUCAUUUCAUGGCCAUGGGGCAGUGCCAUCGGGAAGAAAGUUGUGUGCAUAGCCAGAGGGGUUGUUUAGUUUUCAUUAGAGUGUAGAGCUGUGAACGCGUCGAAUAUCCUUGUUUUUUCUUGAGAGCAUGUGAUUCAUUGCAAUUUGCAUCAUUGUUUACUUGAAAUAAAAUAAGUUUUCUUUCCAUC
Molecule: messenger RNA, 1539 nt
Organism: Zea mays
Lineage: Eukaryota; Viridiplantae; Streptophyta; Magnoliopsida; Poales; Poaceae
Exons: 6
Coding region: 234-1256 (340 amino acids)
Biological process (GO): protein dephosphorylation
Molecular function (GO): phosphoprotein phosphatase activity
Source: RefSeq, marked validated